AGGAACCCUGGAGAGGCGGAACGGAUGUGUCCCGCUCUGGGCGGAAGUCGAUGUUCCGGGAGGAAGUGUGCAUGCCCUUUACCGCUCCCCCUGUCAUCACACAUUGCAAUGUCCUCUUUGCUGUCCUGUGUGCGGUGUGUGGCGGUGCUGGGGCCCCGGUACACCCAGGUGAGGGGGGUGAAGCGAUGGCUCCGGCCUUAUCUCAUGAUGCUGGAGAGGAAGAAGCGGCUGGAGGAGCCCCCGAAGCCGGUGCCGAGGUACCAGCAGCCACACUUUGACUAUCAUGCAGAAAUUAUGGCUUUUUCCAAACGUCUAAAUGAAUCCUUUUCCACUGAUCUACUAAAAACUGCAUUUGUGAACCAUUCCUAUGUGGUAAAAGAAGAAAAGGAGCGUAGUGAGCUUGGCUUAGACAAUGAAACUGCAACCUUGAAUCUACAAGACAACAGAGAGCUUGCACAACAUGGUUUGGACUUCACAGUGUCUUAUCUUACAAGUACAAUACAGCAGGCCUUCCCUAACCUUCCCACUGUUGGAGUGAAAGCUUUAGUUGACUACCUCACCUGCCAGCAGGUUUUGUGUCAUAUCGCUAAACAUCUUGGUGUUGAGGACCUAACGUUGAGCUCAGAAUGUCCUUUGUCUCCAGAGACCCUACAAAAUACCUUCUAUGGAGUCAUUGGAGCCCUGCUGCAGAGCUCUGGUGCCCAUGCAGCCGGAAUAUUUCUCCAGGAUUUCCUCAUCUCUGAACUGAUUGGCAAGGAUCUGUUUGAUAUUUGGUCUGUUAUGGAUCCUAUGUCUUUGUUGGUUGAACAACUGUCAAAGCGAAAUGUACCACCUCCUGAACCCAGGCUUACAAAGCAAUCUGGAGCCAGCACUGUGCUGCCUGUUUAUUUUGUGGGCCUCUAUUGCAAUAAGCAGCUGAUUGCAGAAGGACCAGGAGAGACCAUUUUUGCUGCAGAAGAGGAGGCAGCUCGGGUAGCUUUAAGGAAGAUGUUUGGAUUUGCAGAAAACAGACGGCCUUGGGAUCACUCUACAAGCAGACAAGGGACUGAAGAUAAUGCCAAAUUAGACUCUGUGUGUUAAUUACAGCUCCACAUUAAGAUGUAUGGCUAAGCACUUAAUACUAUACAAGAACAGACUUUGCAUAAUGUCCAGAGACUAAUUUCUGUGGUAGCAACAAUGGAGAUACCUCCUGCUGGUUGUGCAUACAAUGAAUCUUUACCACUUGCUUUCCACACUUGCCGUGGAUAUUCAUGACAGCAAUGGAACGGUAAAUGGUUGCAACCUUAAUCAUGAUUCUUCUUUUCAUUCAUUUUGUAUCCUUAAAAGUACCUUCCCAGUGUAAAAUGCUUCUUUGUUAGGGGUAUAUUAUAUUCUCAAAUAUAAGUCCAUCUGAUUUUCACAGUGUGUGUUUUGUGACACCAAGUGCAGAUAUGGGUGGGUUGUGAAAUGGUCCAACUUCUGUAUCUUUUACAAAUCAACAUUGCCUAUUAUGGUCUCUCUAAAUUUCUGUUCUUCUGACAUGCCCAUCACUGUAUGCCAUGUGAUCUGAAGAUUAAACCGAACCUGUAGAUAUUAAA
Messenger RNA from Rana temporaria (common frog), 1577 nucleotides. It is a transcript of the gene MRPL44, whose product is annotated as mitochondrial ribosomal protein L44. Lineage: Eukaryota; Metazoa; Chordata; Amphibia; Anura; Ranidae. Gene Ontology annotation, biological process: primary miRNA processing; regulation of gene expression; rRNA processing. Bases 25 to 1080 code for a protein of 351 amino acids. Gene Ontology annotation, cellular component: nucleus. The transcript is spliced from 4 exons. The record is from RefSeq and is a predicted model, not a curated record. Gene Ontology annotation, molecular function: double-stranded RNA binding; ribonuclease III activity.